UACUUGUCUUCGGUUUAUGGAUAUACUUUGUGUGAAUAAGGUCUAUAUCGUGUAGGCUAAACUUGUCUGCAACUGACAUGUUCCUCUACUUAUAUAACUUAAGCUUACUCAUGCCUAUCUUAAUCAAACGUACAUGUACUAUUAGUAUCCUGCUAUACAACACGAGCUAUUAGUAAAAUGUUUAAUAAUCGUCAAUCUCGCCGGAGAUUCCGGCUCGGUAACUUAGCUAGGCUUGUCCAGUUACGGCAAAGCGUAAGCAACCAACCACCAUCACCGCAACAACCGCCAUUGCCACCAAAGGAUCUUAAAGAAGUUUUGUUACAAUCGCCACCACAGUCACAAGCAUUUCAGCGGCCUCCAUAUCAAUUGCCAUCGCCAAUGCCAUCACCAUCAACACUCCCACCAUCUAUAUCAAAACCUGGUGAAAAUCACCAGUCUUCGCCACGGCUGGAACCAAAGUCAUCACCACGGUCACCAGCAUUUCAGACACAACCGCAGUCACCUUCACGUGUGCCCCCUCCAAAUCAGUUUUCAUCUCCCAUGCCAUCACCAUCGACAGUUCCGCCGCGGCCUGAACCGAAAGCAUCACCUCCGUCACUUUUAUCACCAAAAUCAAAGGACGAAUCUCAACCGCAGACAACAACACCAUCGACGUCAAAACCGCCUCCUUCGCCGCAAAAACCGAGCCUAUCUCAGCGGUUACCUCUACGAUCGGUGCCUCCUCAACCUCCGGAACCAAAGUCACCAGCAUUUCAGCCACAACGGCAGUCACCUUCAUUACUGCCCCCUUCACCAUCAACAUUUCCACCGUCUCUUACAGAAUCUAGUGAAAAUCCGCCACGUGUAGUACCAGAACCAAAAGCCUCACCACCGCCACUUUUACCACCAAACUCAAAGGAAGUGCUUCACCCGCAGACAACGUCACCACUAACACCAGAAGCAAAAAAACUACUGCCCCUUCCGUCAACGCUAAGCGCUCCUUUAGUAUAUCAAUCCCCACUAUCUUCAACACCGUCUAAAUCAAUUGAUGAAACUCGGUUCCAAUCACCGCCCCCGUCGCUAGUAUCACCACCCUCUUUAACAGAAUCCCAUGAAUCUAAGCUGUCAAAAUCUACUGAGGAUACUCAGUUCCGAUCACUAUCUCCGUCGCUGGCCUCACCACCAUCAUUGUUAAAAUCCGAUGAAUCUCAGACGGCUUUACCGCCACCAGAAACCAAAACUCCGCUGUCUCCACCCUCAACGCUUAAAGAAUUUCAGCCGCAGCUGUCACCACCGCUUCCACCGUCUAAAUCCAAUGUUGAAACUCAUUUCAAGUCUUUGCUUUCUUCGCAAGCAUCACCACCAUUAUCAUCAUCGCCUAGGUCUGGUGAACAUCAACCACCUUUGGCAACAGAAGCUAAAAUCCGUCAAUUGCCACCGUCGUUUAUAGAAACCCGCGAAAAUCAGCCGCUUUUAGCACCAUCAGAUAUUAAAGAUCCAAAGUCAACGCUAAAGGCCGCAGAAGAAUCCCUGCCCGAACCGCCUACACUGCUUUUGCCGUCUAAAGUAACUAUGUCCCAAUCAUCGCCUCCACUGCCACCGUCAUUAUCAGAAUCUGGUGAACUUCAACAACCUUUGCCACCGGCAGAAUAUAAAAUUCCACCACCACCACCGCCAUUGUUAGAAUCCGGUGAAUCUCAGCUGCCUUUACCACCACUACCAGAAACCAAAAUUCAACCGUCAAAGCUAAACGCUGCUAAAGAAUUCCAGUCUCCACCACUUGUUCCGUCUAAAGCCAUUGAUGAAUCCCUGCCUCCACCGGUUAAAGCCACAGAUGAAACUCUGUCCCAAUCGUCAGAAACUGGUGAACCUCAACAUCCCUUGCCACCACCAAAAGCUAAAAUUCCACCGCCGGCACCGUCAUUGUCAGAAUCGGAUGAAUUUCAGCUACAUUCGCCACCCAAAGAAGCAAAAACGCCACCAUCAACGCAAAACGCUGCUGAAAAACCCCAGUCUCAACCGCUUCCUGCCUCUACAUUCAAUGAUAAUACUCCGUUCAAAUCAUCGCCUCAACCACCUUUGCCACCACUAGAAUCUAAAAUUACACCGUCAAAGCUAAACACUAAUGAAGAAUCCAUUGAUGAAACUCGGUCCCAAUCAUCACCUCCUAGGCAAUCAUCUAUACUGCCACGAGAUGCCAAAACUCCACCAUCAAAGAUAAACGCUAGUAAAGAAUCCCAUGUCAAACCGCUUCCGCCACUUGCGUCUAAAUCUACCGAUCCUCCCUCGCUGCCACUACCUGAAUCUGGCCAACAAUCAAAAUCUCAAUCACAUAUGCCACCACCAUCUCCAACGGCGCUUACAUCACCAUCACCCAAAACUAAACCUAACCCAAUCGAAUCUCACACUUCAAAUGAUCAUCGCAAGGAUCGAAAUCAAUAUCUAGCUAAACCAGACGCCGAACUCAUGGCUGAGAUCACCGGGGAAGUUAAGAAAAACAGGGGAAAAGAGAAAACAUCGACGACGAUGAUGAUGAUGUUCAUCAACAGCAAUGUUCAAGGGAUCAACACAUCACUCUCGCUCGAUUCAUCUUCCAUCGAUCAUGAGCCUGGCGUCCACUUGACCAUCGAUCAUGAUGAUUUUUCUUCAACGCUGUUUUAAUUAAUUUUUUUUUUUGGAUAUUCUAUUCUUCUGUAUUGGAUUGGAUUGCGAACAAAUACUUUUUAUA
This is a messenger RNA of Brassica oleracea var. oleracea, 2707 nucleotides long. RefSeq names its product extensin. Bases 178 to 2640 code for a protein of 820 amino acids. Lineage: Eukaryota; Viridiplantae; Streptophyta; Magnoliopsida; Brassicales; Brassicaceae. The record is from RefSeq and is a predicted model, not a curated record. The transcript has a single exon.